This is a messenger RNA of Capsicum annuum, 1664 nucleotides long. Its product is annotated as probable protein S-acyltransferase 14. Bases 382 to 1311 code for a protein of 309 amino acids. NCBI's taxonomy places the organism in Eukaryota, Viridiplantae, Streptophyta, Magnoliopsida, Solanales, Solanaceae. Gene Ontology annotation, molecular function: protein-cysteine S-palmitoyltransferase activity. The transcript has 7 exons. Gene Ontology annotation, cellular component: endoplasmic reticulum; Golgi apparatus. Gene Ontology annotation, biological process: peptidyl-L-cysteine S-palmitoylation; protein targeting to membrane. The record is from RefSeq and is a predicted model, not a curated record.
AUCGAUACCUAGUAUGAAAAUCAAUAUGGAAGUCCUAGAUUUAGCAUCACCCGUAGACCAAAAGAAAAAGAACCUUCUAAAUUGUAAGCUAUUAGUACUAAUUAAUUAAUUAAUUAGUACGCCAUCUAUGACUAUAAGUAGCGGCUGUAAUUCCAAUUUUACCCCUACUCUGUUUCUUUCUUCUUCACCAUUCCACUUCUGCUUAACCGAGGAUUCCACUCGGAAUCCAUAAACCCAAUUUUUUUUUCCAAAAAAAUUAAAUCCAAAUUAAUCAAAUAAACACUCUGAAUAACAAAACAAAAUCAAAUAACAAAACCCUUUUGAUUAUUAUUUUGUGUAAUUUUUUUUUUUGAUUUGAAUUUUUUGUUGAAGGGAUUUAUUAUGUAUAGAUCUGGAACAGUGAUGGCUUGGAAUGUAUUCAGAUUUUGUACGGCCCUAAAAGGACUGGGGUCAAUUAUGAUCUUGUUGGUGUUAGGCGUCGUGGGUAUUACUUAUUACGCUGUCGUUUUGACCAACUAUGGUCCUUCCUUAUUCAGUGGAGGUGGAAUCUUGGAUGCCCUUAUUGCGCUUGUUGUGCUUGUUUUGUUCCAUUGUCUGUUGGUGAUGCUUUUGUGGAGUUACUUCUCUGUUGUUUUUACGGAUCCUGGUAGUGUACCUCCUAACUGGAAGCCGGACUUGGAUGAAGAAAGAGGUGACUCUGAUCCAUUAACCACAUCUGAAUUUGGGGCUUCACCUGCUGAUCCAGCAAACCCUAGAGUACGGUUUUGUAAAAAGUGCAACCUGUUGAAACCACCUCGAUGCCAUCAUUGUUCUGUUUGUGGAAGGUGUAUAUUAAAGAUGGACCAUCAUUGCGUGUGGGUAAUCAAUUGCGUUGGAGCACUAAACUACAAGUAUUUCCUUCUUUUUCUGUUCUACACGUUCCUUGAGACUACUCUUGUUACUCUAUCAUUACUGCCACAGUUUAUUGCGUUCUUCAGUGAUGGAGAGAUACCUGGGACUCCGGGCACUCUUGCUACCACUUUUCUUGCUUUUGUCUUCAAUCUUGCUUUUGCUUUGAGUGUAUUGGGAUUUCUAAUCAUGCACAUAUCAUUGGUGGCUGGUAAUACCACGACAAUUGAGGCAUAUGAAAAGAAGACCACACCAAAAUGGCGUUAUGAUCUUGGUCGGAAGAGGAAUUUUGAACAGGUUUUCGGCCUGGACAAGCAUUAUUGGUUCAUCCCCGCUUACUCAGAAGAAGAUUUAAGAAGGAUACCUGCUCUUCAUGGUCUUGAAUACCCGUCAAAGCCCGAACUCGAGUCCCAAGAAUUCUAGGGGUCAUCAAGUAUACCAAGCUGAGUUUGUUUCUCUCCUUUUGUAACAAUCAUAGAGUAGUACCUAAUGACGUCCAUCCCGCGCGAUCACAUCUACUGGCGCUGUGCAGAAACUAAAGGAAGAUAUAGUAGAGGCACGAGCAGCCAGUCAAAGGAUGCAAUGAUAUGUAUCGAUAAUGUGCAUUUGUCUCGAGAAUCCGUCUGGGGAAAUGGGGUUGGUGUAAGAUAGAAGUUUUGCUUAUGUCUCAACUCUGACAACAGGUUUUCUUGUAAGAUCAAAUGCUUGAUCAGAAAUGUAGAUCGAUCUGUGAUUCAAGUGUUAAAUGUAAUUUGAUCGUUCGUAAUUUUGUAAAA